Molecule: messenger RNA, 2347 nt
Organism: Larimichthys crocea (large yellow croaker)
Lineage: Eukaryota; Metazoa; Chordata; Actinopteri; Sciaenidae
Product: tripartite motif-containing protein 29-like
Exons: 2
Coding region: 452-1210 (252 amino acids)
Molecular function (GO): zinc ion binding
Source: RefSeq, a predicted model, not a curated record
AGGUGCAAAAGUAUUUGACACAGAAAGAGUUAAACUAACAGAGGCUGCAGGCAAAUUUAAACUCCACACUCUGAAUGUUUCGUUUAAGUAGAAAUCGAAACUGGUGUGCAGUGAUGCUUUCAGACCAGAAACAGGCAAACAACUAAAUUCAACAAAAAUCAACUUCCUGCAAAAAACAGAGUCAACAAGAAGGAUCCUGAAGACUUUGUUCAACAUUUAAUAAUGUAACAGACCUUUAACAUGGUUCAGCAUGUUUCAUAUAAGUUAUUUUCAAACGUAGUUUAUGUUUUAUUCUAUUAUUCUUAAUGUCUAGGAGGACGCUUUUAUUUUGAAAGGAGCCUGGUUGGAAGUAGAGUGGCUGGCUUAAUUAAUUUUGUUCAUCUGGCACGUGGCUGCGGAGCGCACAAGGAAAUAUUACAAUUAGUACUUCCUACUUCCUGCUUCUGAAAACAUGUCGGACAACAUACAAAAGGACCCACAAGUUAUCCUCUGUGAAAUGUGUACAGAGGAGGACAGGAAACCAGCACGGAAGACCUGCAUGAAAUGUGAGAUCUCCAUGUGUGUCCAGCACCUCCAGGCCCACCUGACCACUCCUGUGUUACUACAAACCCAUCCUCUGACUGAACCCAUGUCUGCAUGUGGCACCACUAAAUGUCCCCAACAUGGAAAACUCCUGGAGUACUACUGCUUGGAUGACAUGACCUGUGUGUGUGUUUCGUGUGCCAUCGAAGACCAGCACCGCCUACACAAUAUGAAGACCUUCUCCACGGCCCACAAAGAGCUCAUGGAAAAGCUCAAUGCUGAGCAGCAGGCCUUACUGGUGAAAACUGAUGAUGAGAAUGCGAGUCUGGAAAAGUGGGAGAAGAGUGAAAGAGAGAAGCUGGGUCACUCCAGUGUGCGUCUCAUAGAGGCUGUGACUAAACUGCGUGACAUGGCCCUGACCAGUGUCCAGAGUUCAGUCUCUGCUCGUAUGACGUCCUUAAAAACCAGCAAGAACAGCAUGCAAGCAGCACAGAACGAGAAGGACACCUACAGGUUCCUGCAGAUGUAUUCUCAGGUGCGUCAGGAUGUGGAGAAGGCCAAAGCUGUGGAUCUGAGGAAAGGAUUAGAGCCUGGCGCUGAUCGUGACAAACUGGUUAAGGAGAUGAGAGAGAGUGGUGAAAAGAUGGUGAAGCAAGCAGACGAGGGGAUCCCUGUUGACUCUGGUUGACCCAGAGAACCACCAGGAGCUUCUGCCUACUACUUCAAGGCAGAUGUUUGAACCAAAGAAUCUGAGCCCUGGCAUGUCACUGUCCAAAGACAAAAGGAUGGUUUUCUACAAUAGUUCGAUGGGACAAUGUUCUGCCACUCUUCUAAUCUGUAGUACUGAGUCAGUUCAUAGCAUUUCAGCCCGUUCUCCUAACAUUCAGAGGUGGGUGAUCAGCCUUUCCAAAGACUAUGACUGGACCAUUGGUUUAUGUCACAAAUCCUCUGUAAACAACUUAAUGGGCGGACCUGUUUAUGGUCUGUGCUGCAAAGAUAACAAGCUCAGCUCUCUCACGCAUCGAGGAAAGACACAACACACAAAUGCAGCACGGCCUGAAAUGGUUGAAGUGUUUUGGAACGUUGCUGCUUCCUCGCUGUCCUUCCUCAGCAGAACCGGACAGCACCAGAGGGAAGAAAUAAUCACAAUUAAGAUGGGCCUCAACACCUUGGACUUGGUCCCCUUUGUUCAACUAGGAGAGGAAAAAGGUAGAAAUAUGUCCCAGGGGAAAUGGAAGUGCCCCUGUGGGAAGAUUCACCACUUUGAUGGCAAUAAUUGGGGUGAUAUGUCCUAUUCCUCUCGCCAGGUUAAGUGUUCAUGUGGAGCAUUUAUUAGUGGCUUAUGGACCACAGAGGUUGUUUGUGAGCUUCAGUAAUUGGUGGGACAUCUCUGAUGAUUGUUAAUCAAUAUACAAAGCUAAGAAGUGCAUGGCUACACAUAUCUACAGUAAUAAUGUCUAUUUGCUGUCACUGGAUGAUUACAAAUCUUAAUAAUUAGUGUUAAGUUGCUGUCAAAUGAAAAUAGAGUGCAAAUAUCUAGUGUUCAAAAUAUAUAUCACAUACUAUAAGCAAAUGAAUGUCUCUUGCUUCAUUGUAUAACAAUGUUAUUUUGUUUUGACGAUAAUGUUUCUACUUAUUUUUGCCUCCCAGUUUAAGGUGUAUGUCUCCAUCUACUGGUGGUGGAUGUGUCAUUGCUCUCACAUAUCUUACAGUUACUACAGACUCUGGUUUUAAUAAUUCAGAAUGGCAACAAGAAAUUUACGUCUAUCAUAUUGUAUUUACAUUGUGAUUGACCUGAUUAAUAAUAAAGCCAGUGAAGUUUGGA